CUCUUAGCGUCUCUGUUCCAGGGUACAUCCCCAGCUACCUGGAGAAGGAUGAGCCAUGUGUGGUGUGUGGGGACAAGGCAACUGGCUACCACUACCGCUGCAUCACCUGCGAGGGUUGCAAGGGUUUCUUCCGCAGGACCAUCCAAAAGAACCUCCAUCCAGCUUACUCUUGUAAAUAUGAGGGCUGCUGCAUCAUUGACAAAAUCACCCGCAACCAGUGCCAGCUGUGCCGCUUUAAAAAGUGCAUCGCUGUGGGCAUGGCCAUGGACUUGGUGCUGGACGAUUCGAAACGCGUGGCCAAGCGCCGUCUCAUCGAGGAGAAUCGAGAAAAAAGGAAGAGGGAAGAGAUGGUGCGGACGCUGCAGGUGAGGCCGGAGCCGGACAGUGCGGAGUGGGAGCUGAUCAGGAUGGUAACCGACGCCCACCGAAACACCAACGCCCAGGGCUCCAGCUGGAAACAGAAGCGAAAGUUUUUGUCAGAUGAUAUUGGGCAGGGUCCAAUGAUGCCCACUUCUGACAGAGACAAGGUGGACCUGGAAGCCUUCAGCGAAUUCACCAAGAUCAUGACACCCGCCAUCACACGUGUUGUCGACUUUGCCAAGAAAUUACCCAUGUUCUCUGAGCUGCCAUGUGAAGACCAGAUCAUCUUGCUGAAGGGCUGCUGCAUGGAGAUCAUGUCGCUGCGCGCCGCCGUACGCUACGACCCGGAGAGCGAGACGCUCACGCUAAACGGCGAGAUGGCGGUGAAGCGCGAGCAGCUGAAAAACGGAGGGCUGGGCGUGGUGUCGGACGCCAUAUUCGAUUUGGGCAAGAGCCUCUCCCAGUUUAACCUGGACGACUCGGAGGUGGCGCUGAUGCAGGCCGUUCUGCUCAUGAGUUCAGACCGCUCAGGGUUGACCAGCGUGAAGAAGAUCGAGCAGUGUCAAGAGGCCUACCUGCUGGCGUUCGAGCACUACAUCAACUACCGCAAGCACAACAUUCCCCACUUCUGGCCCAAGCUGCUGAUGAAGGUGACAGACCUGCGUAUGAUCGGAGCUUGCCACGCCAGCCGCUUCCUCCACAUGAAGGUGGAGUGUCCCAACGAACUCUUUCCCCCUCUCUUCCUAGAGGUCUUCGAGGACCAGGAAGUGUGACUUUGUAGCGACUUCGAAACCAACCAAGGCAACCCCUUCUUAAAAGAACCUUGGACACAGAAGGAGAAAAAAAAGGGGUGGCUUUGACAGACGAGGACAUGUGCGGGGAGUUUGGAAAAGUUUGUCUUUUCAGUGGGAACGCGCCCUGUGAACAUUUUAUUUUUGUCCCCCUUUUUUAAAUCAGUCACCUACAAAACCCACCACCUGCCACC
Messenger RNA from Scomber scombrus (Atlantic mackerel), 1345 nucleotides. RefSeq names its product thyroid hormone receptor alpha. Gene Ontology annotation, molecular function: nuclear receptor activity; zinc ion binding; RNA polymerase II cis-regulatory region sequence-specific DNA binding. Gene Ontology annotation, biological process: negative regulation of transcription by RNA polymerase II; cell differentiation; retinoic acid receptor signaling pathway. Lineage: Eukaryota; Metazoa; Chordata; Actinopteri; Scombriformes; Scombridae. The record is from RefSeq and is a predicted model, not a curated record.